Messenger RNA from Neocloeon triangulifer, 2927 nucleotides. RefSeq lists its product as uncharacterized. Bases 610 to 1392 code for a protein of 260 amino acids. The transcript has 4 exons. NCBI's taxonomy places the organism in Eukaryota, Metazoa, Arthropoda, Insecta, Ephemeroptera, Baetidae. The record is from RefSeq and is a predicted model, not a curated record.
CCGAUGAUCUUGUCUCCUCUCAGCCGGGGAGGUGUCGGGGUAAACUCGGCACUUCCUCGAGCGGCCACUGAUGGUGCUUGCUGCACCAUUCGUGGCCGAAGCUGAGAGACAGACAGGGCAUCAGGUGACAGAGCAGCAACAUUGAGAAAAGAGUCGUUUAUGAGUAGCCAAGUGACACAGUUGCGUUUUGUAAUAUGUGCAAAGAAAAAGGCUAAAUAAUUACAUCAAACCUUUGAAAAACGCAAACGUUGGGAGCAGUGAGCGGCACAACUGCAGAAAGCUAGUUUUACGAGGACGAUGCCGAAAAUGCCCAGGUUUUUGCGGUUUGGUGACGCCUGACCUGAGAAAAACGUCGGAAAACACGGCAGGUCGUAUUUUAAUACCCAAUCGCAAAUGUGCUUUGUUUAUAAUUAACCUGAAAAUCCCAUUGUUGGUGAAUAAGGUCUAUUUGAAUGCGUUUAAACCCAACAAUUGAAAUCAACAUUGUCGAAUUUCAAAACGCUUAAUUUCGAUUGUUGCUCACUAUACUUAAAUGCCAUUGUUUAAAGAAUUCAUAUCAGAUUCAAGUCAGAGGCCGAAGGAGUAAGAACGUUUCUAGUGAUCGCGAUAAUGUUCUCCUUCGACGCCGAGCGGCAGCGAAAUUUGGAGAGAUUGCAGAGACUGAAAGAGCACAAACGCAAGUACAGCGUCUCCAGCUACAAGAACAACCUGAAGGAAGCGCAGCAGCUGCGAAAAACCACCAAGGACGCUGAAACACCGACGCGGGCGGUCAAGAAGCAGAGCAAUAAGGCCAGGGACGGACCCAAGGUUCAAGGACGAGAUGAAAAGAAGAAGCAGAAGGAGACCACAGAUCAUGAAGUUACAGUUGCCAUUCCAAUCAAGAGGGAUGACGUCUCUGUCGCCUUGGAUCACACUACCUUUGCCUUUACAACACAGGAACUCUUGGAGAUAAUUAAAACCCCGCUGCCCAUGAGAUCCAAGAUGAUUGCCAAAGAGGAGUCGACCAAGAUUGCUGCUGCUAAAGAGGAGACACUGCCAGUAUGUCACUCGGAAAAUAACUUGGAAAAUGCCCUCAAGUUCGUGUCCAACUCAAAGGAACAACCCCCUUCGAAUCCUGUGGCCGCAAAAGUUCCACUGCCCUUGGCCCACGCGAAAGUCACCCAAGAGCCAGAAGAGGAUGAGGUCGCUCCGAAAGUGGAGGCCAGAGCUGAGACGAAAACCAAACUGGACCUGCUGAAGGAGGGCAUCACCCUCGUUGGCUCUGUGAUGAAGAACUGGGCGAUGGCGGCGCUGCUCGUCGGAACCGGCGUCCUCAUUGCUUUUGUUGAUCAGGAGCAUGUGGACAACCUGUUGUACUCCCUGUCCACGAUCGAGAUCGUCGAGCACUUCUGAAUACGCGAGCACAUGAAGUAUUUAAAUUUAAUACUGCCACUUAGCACUUCUCAAAUUUUCCAGGUCGAAUUUUGAUUCUUUUCGCAAAUUCAAAUUUUCCAAAAACAUUUCCUGGCAUAAUGAAAGUUUUCUUAAUAGUUGAAUUAAUAGCUCUGUUUUAGGAGAACAAAAAAAAAAUAAGAAAAUGCCUUAUUAGAAUAUCCGAAUAGCAAUAUUUUGAGAGUCAUAAGUAAAAAAAAAUUUGUAAUCGACCCUUGUGAACACGAUUCUGAGGUCGGUUUUUUUUUUAAAAAAUUUCUUGUCUCCUAGUUUUACUCUAAUUAUUGCUCAAAAUUUGAAAAUUUUUGGAGGGUUAGUUAAGUUGUUACACCAUCUAAAAAUUUAUUUUACCAUACUUGCUAUUUUCUGGAAUAUUUCCCAAUUCCAUAAGGGGUCCGCGUUUUGAUGAUUAUUAGCUAUUCAGAAAUUUGAUAGCAUAUUUUUUAUGGCUGCUUUUACGACUGGAAAGUGAGGUCAAAACAAUUACGUUAAGAGAGUAUUCAACCCGAAACAAAAUUUUGAAAUAAUCCAAAUGCAGCUUGGUUCUUGGACCUCUAAAAUUUCAAAUCUUUUUCGCCGGCUUCCAGCUGUUUUUCGCAAUAGACAAAUUUCCAAACCCCUUUUGUAAAAUUCCAAACUCUUUGGAUAAAGGCAUUUUAUGUAUCAUUCAAUUUGGCACGUCAAGGAGAAGCUAGACUAAAUUUUUAACAAAUCUGAAUCGUUUUUAAAAUUUCCAUAGCUUAAUUUGGAAAUGAAAAUAAUUUACAAUUCGAGAUCUUUCCCUCCAAAAAUUUCAACUUUUUAUCUCCGCCUCUUGAUGUCUUAACGCGAGGCCACAUGAGUCCAAGUGGCCCCAGACUUGACUGAAUGUUCUCUGUGUACUCGCGUUUGACAAGGGACACAUUAUUUUUUUUUUUGCGCAUUUUGAUAAUAAUUGCAAAUUAACCAUUUGCUCAAUUCAAUAACAUUGUUCUUACGGCAGUCCUAUCUUGAAAUUAUUGUAUCUAUUCAAUACUAGAAAUAAAAGGAAACAUACUGGCGUAGGAAAAAUCAAAAUUGGUUCAGCGUGGCGCUGCAUUCAGGCGAUCACAGAUUUGUAAAGUAGGCAACCGAAGACAUUAUUUGGAUGAAAUCUUGGAUCGCCUGACUGCAGCCCCACGCUGAACCAAUUUUGAUUUUUCCAACACGCCAGUACUUUUAUUUUGCAUCUAGUAUCACAUAAACUAGGAUUGAAAAGAUAAAUCAUUUAGAGAUAGGGCUGCUAAAGAAAAACAUUAUUGAAUUUCGCAAUUUUUGAAUCGCGGAAAAAUUUUAGGAAAAAAAAUCCAAAAACGCAAGUCCAGAAUCGUGUUCAAGAGAACAGAUAACACAGAAGAACGUUUCAAAAUUUUCAACUUUUAAAAAUAUAAAGCAAUUUCUUUUUUCUGAGAAAUAAAUUUCAGGUACAUUUUUUUAUAGUUAUGCUUUCAGAAUCUUAAAAUUAAAAUAAAUCCAAA